AGGAUUUCAUGAUGCAGCAGACCAUGCUGAGGGUGAAGGAUCCGGUGAAAUCCCUGGACUUCUAUACCCGGAUCAUGGGAAUGACGUGAGUGCCAACCAUAUCCCCACCAAUGUUAUGUGUCUGGUCAUUGGAUCACAAGAAAUACAGUACCUCUGCUCUCUCAAAUAAAAUGUUAACUAGAUGAAUUUUAUGUAAAAGCCAAAGUAAAUUGAUUUAGGACGAACAGUUAUAAAAAUAGAACGAGCUGGAGGCACUUAUUUAGUAAACAAUUACUUAAUAAAGUGAGUUAUUUUGGGCAAAAUGCUACGAUAAACUAGCUUUGGUACCUGACUGGUCCUGCACUCAGCAAUGCUACAUUGGUCUUGGAAUGACGAUGACAAGUUGGUUAAAGCAUUAACCUCUACGGGAUCGGUGUCCCGUAUACGGGACGGUUGAGCUAACGUGCGCUAAUGUGAUUAGCAUGACUGUUGUAAGUAACAGCAAACUUUCCAGGACAUAGACAUGUCUUUAUAUGGGCAGAAAGCUUACAUUCUUGUUAAUCUAACUGCACUGUCCAAUUUACAGUAGCUAUUACAGUGAAGAAAUACCAUGCUAUUGUUUGAGGAGAGUGCACAACAACAAAACAUUUAUCACAGCAACUGGUUUGAUACAUUCACCUCUGAAGGUAAAUAAUGUACUUACAUUCAGUAAUCUUGCUCUGAUUUGUCAUCCUAAGGGUCCCAGAGAUAAAAUGUAGCAUAGUUUUGUUUGACAAAAUCCAUUUUUAUGGAGUCUCUGGCUCCACACCCACCCUGCCCGGCCAUCUAGAUGUGUGAAAGUUAGUGUAUAAGCUAAUGAUCCAUCAUGUAUUACAUUACUGGGAGUGUGUAAACUUACAUUUUGUAUUACCAUAUAAUUUUUGUAUGUUCUCUAUAGUAAUGUACUUGAAAAUGUAUCAAUUGACCAAUUCGGCACGUUUGGGCAAGACUUGAUACAAACUUUGCACAUACACUGCUUCCAUCUAGUGGCCAAAAUCUAAAUUGCGCCUAAACUGCAAUAUUAUAUUGUGGCCUUUCUCUUGCAUUUCACAGAUGAUGGAACAAAAAAAAUUAAAUGCAUGUUUUUUUGUUUGUAUUAUCUUUUACCAGAUCUAAUGUGUUAUAUUCUCCUACAUUAAUUUCACAUUUCCACAAACUUCAAAGUGUUUCCUUUCAAAUGGUAUCAAGAAUAUGCAUAUCCUUGCUUCAGGUCCUGAGCUACAGGCAGUUAGAUUUGGGUAUGUCAUUUUAGGCAAAAAUUGAAAAAAAGGGUCAGAUCCUUAAGAGGUUAAACAAAUGGCAUAACCCUGAAACCAGCCUGAACUCUGAGCUCAACACGUAUUGAGCGCAGCUGUCAGGCUGGUUCAUGAGGCUACCUACUGGCACCCACGCUGACAAUAAGCAAAUGGUAAAACACUACAAUCCUCCUGACGCAUCAGUAUAGAGCAGAUACUUAGCAACAUUUAUUUUGCUCAGUCUGUCAUUUUCCAAUAUAUAGUGCUCUUUUCUCCUCAAAUGCAGUCAUUCAACAUGGGUACCUUUUGUCUCUUCCCUCAGGUUACUGCAAAAGUUUGACUUCCCCUCCAUGCGCUUCUCCCUUUACUUCCUGGGUUACGAGGACAAGAAGGAGAUCCCUGGCGACGUGAAAGAAAGAACGGCCUGGACCUUCUCCAGACGAGCCACCAUUGAGCUCACCCAGUAAGGCCGCUUUGGAUUUUGGGCGAUAGGCAUUAAAUCGCAAAAGCACUCCUCACUAUUCACAAGAGGCUUGGGCAUGAUCAGAAGGUUUAUGAUAGGGGACUCUUACUCCAGUCCUAGAGAGGGACUACAGGAUGUGCAGGGCAGGGUUUCAUUUUAGCAAAGAACCACAAACCAUAAAAAUACCACAGGCUGAUGAUCGCGGUUCAGAACGAAGACAAUCAUAAGUUGAUUCCUUGAAAUGGUUUUGUUAGUGCUGGCAUGGUGCGAAUUACGGAGGAGCCAGGGGGGCUCAGCUCCCCUGAAUGAGACGUUGGCUCCCCUAAAUGCAACAAAAGUCCAACUUUGAGGGGUCUCUAAAUAAUGCCAAUUUAACCAUUUAUCCUAUUUGUUUAAAAUGCAGUGGUAAAUAUGAAAAUGAAAUGAACACCCCCACCUCUGUUAUGGUUUAAACCAUUUAUGUAUGUGGUGGCACUGUCCAUUCAGUAGUGCUGAAUAUUUUGCCUCAGCUGAGCUCCUUCGCAUAGAUUUUCCUCAUUUGCUAUGCAUCCUUGAUAAAAAAUGGCCUUCAUUCCAAUGUAUUCGAUGCAUCUGUUGAUUUAUCAUUGUUUGCUUUUUUAAGUCAGCUGUUUAUAGCGCUCAUUGCUUUGUUUUUCAGGUGCGCGCGGGUAAAAAAAUUGUUUUACUGGAUUACCUGAUAAUUAUUGACAAUAUUACUAGACAACUAGCCUACAGCUAGACACCAAUGCACAUCCAAUCCAUCCAACAAGUAUACGUUAAUGACAGUAGGCCAAUAGUUGACUCUUUCAGUUAGAAGCAUUCAAUUUUACAAUGGCAUACAUUAUUUUGGAUUUGUGUGCCCAUGAGAACUGUUUUUACGGCAAAACAUAAUGUAUUGUUACGUAGGUAUAGUUACACUUACAGUGCUUUUUCCGUGAUCUCCAAGAUAUCUGAUUCGUACAGGGUUUAAGUUCAAUGUUCUAAUUAAAUUGCUAAAUGCUUAAUAAUGACAAAUGACACUGUCAUUAAUAUAAGGAAAGAAAUGUAGUGUUAUGUCACACGAUCUGUGAAGACUCCAAGCAUUAACUCAUUAAUUAUGGACAACUCAUGAACGAGGGUGUAAAACAUGCUUUGAUUCAACUCAUGUAUCAUAUUGAAUGUAGGCUACCUAUUCUGCAUGUUCGUGUUUAAUUUACCCACCCUUUAAAAAAUUUUUUUUUUUUAAAGCAUAGGGAGUGUUACUUUUUCACCGUGAGCGGCAAUUAGUUUACCCACUUAAUUUAAAAAAUACACUGGCUACCGGUAGGCCUAUUUGAAGUUCACGGUAAUACACAUUGUAGCCUAGCGUAAUAAAUUGACCUUGUGUGUUUAGGGUGACCAUACUGUUUUUCCCGGGACAGUUUCAGCCCCCUUUCAGGUGUCCCAACUUAUCAGGCUACAAAAAAUGUCAAUUUGUCAGCCAGACACACAUGUCUAUUUUGUAACAGAUGUCUAUUUCCAUUCAUCAAAUGGCGUGAGUAGACAUGCAGUUUGGAUGCUGGAAUUAUUUUGGAAUGGACGAACAUGCCUACUUUUUGAAGUUAUUUGUUUGACAAUCAGAUACAUGUCUUGACGGGUUGUGUUCAUGCCACAUUAAAAUGUCAUUUAUUUUUGUGUUCUUACAUUCCUGUAAUUGAUCAAUAAAGUUGUAUUGAAUUAUUUUUUCUGUUCCUCCUAGUAACUGGGGCUCUGAGAGUGAUGAUAGCCAGUCUUACCACAACGGCAACUCGGACCCUCGUGGCUUUGGUGAGUCUGUACUCUACACUGAAGCUCAGUAAUCAUCCCCCGCUUUACAUAAAGUCUGCUGGAAUAAUCCAUUAUUUGUCAGUUAUAUUGCAUUGUAAGACUUCACAUUGACAUGUUUGACCCACUUUUUUCUUAUUGUAUAUCUGUAAGACAUUAAACUUUAAAGGCCCAUGCAUGCUUAUAAAAAGUUAUAAAGCAUUAUAUCUGCAAGCUUCCUUGUUACCCACCCUGCCAUUUAUAUAUGUUUUGGCUUGUUAUUCAUCCCAAUGGAUAAAGUCUUUGUUCAAGACUUGGAGAACAGCUGGGGGUAUUUCUGAAAGUCGUUGAAUUGAGUUGAUUGAAUAACCGCAUAAGUGACGUAAACUAGUUAGUCAGCAAUGUCUUAUGUUCUCUCUCACUCAUCAUAGGGCACAUUGGAAUUGCGGUGCCUGACGUCUAUGCUGCCUGCAAGCUGUUUGAAGAGCAAGCAGUCACCUUUGUCAAGAAGCCCGAUGAUGGUAAGAGUAGCCCCACAGUACUACUCAUCCUUGGCUUUUCUGUAAGCAAUAUCCGGGUGUGUGUGAAACAUUUGCCUGGUUUCAUUGAAAAAUAUUUAUGCCAGAUGCAUAAACAACAACUCUUGAGGAUUGUUGUGCUAGCUAAGCUGCUGGUAUUCUCAAUGGUGUUAGUGUUCAUAGCUUAGCAUGUUGCCAAACAGGUGAGGGAAUCACCAUUUAAGUGUCAUUUUAUAUUUGUCUAGAGUUCUCUGUACAGUCAUACUCUGUCAUGUCAGGUAGUUAAAACAUCAGAUUGGGCUACAUGUAAACAUUACUAGAACUGUCUUAUUUAAAUUGGCAACAUGAUAGAUACUUUUAUGUGAAAUCAAUGGAGGCACUUGGAGGCAGUUUUGGUCAAUAACAUUACCACUUCAUGGCCACAUUGAGGGCACGUGAUUUCUUAUUCAACAUGUCAGAGAGGCAUGUUUGUUCUACAUGACAUAUCAACGUUCACAACGUUGUGCCUUGCUGAACGUGGCCCAGGUGUUACUGUUGGCGGGUAUGACUAACACCUUUUUAAUGUGUAUCGCUUCAGUCACAGGGAAAUCCAUCAGCCUUGUGUUUGUAUGGUUAUUUAUGUGUGAAACUAGGCAGAGAAAGACAAUGUCCAUUUACUGGAGCUUACAAGAAAAGUUAUUUAUUGUAAAUUCAAUAAAGUAAAUGGACAAUGCAAUUAUUCUAUAAAUAACUUUUCUUAGAUGCAACAAUUAGUUCAUUUAGGAUAUUUCUUCCUCUGGAAAUAUUUUCAUUCAGCUCGUGUGCUCUUUGGAUGUUUAUUCUACUCUUGCUCCAAUGUGUAUCCUGACAUAGAAAUGCUCCUGAUCAUAUUAUCUCAUGGUGUUGUCUUCUACACUACUCCAUUCUCUUCUCUCUCUUUACCCCUCUAUCGCCCUCUACUCUGCUCUUCUCUCAGGUAAAAUGAAGGGGCUAGCAUUUGUACAGGACCCUGAUGGCUACUGGAUCGAGAUUCUCAGCCCCAACAACAUGGUCUCCAUCACCUCUUAAAGAGGCAACAAGGGUUCCCUCCCGACGGGAUACAGUGCCGUGGCGUCAUUUGGGAUGUAGAUUUUGCCAACAAUUUAGGAAAACCAACCCAGUUCCACAAAGGAUACUUAUGGGAGUAGCAGUGACGGGGACAGAAGGACAAGGCUCACUUUUCUAUUGUCAUGAGAGCUCAUGGCAAUGAAAUGCAGCCCGGCAUUGGGCAAAGGGACAAUUGUAAAGAACUAGGGUUUGAUUUCUCAUUGAAUUUAAUGGCCUAGCAUAGGUUCGGCUGACCUUUUGUUUGGUCUUCAGCGACGCCUAACUUAACCUUCUAAUGUGCAGUAAAGCUAAAUGCCACUGUUCAAAGCUACAGUUACUGUUGUCUGUUUUUCUUUAAUUUAGUGGUAGUCUUGGCAGAUUGGAUUUCUGCUGUGGAUGCCACCACCAUGCUGUCUAAUGAUGUCAUAUUGUGGAGUCUACCUUUUCUGCAGACUUAUACAAUCAACAAACCUGUCUUUUCGGUUUUACUAGUCCUGGGCCCUGGUUUCCCAAAAGCA
Molecule: messenger RNA, 5578 nt
Organism: Coregonus sp. 'balchen'
Lineage: Eukaryota; Metazoa; Chordata; Actinopteri; Salmoniformes; Salmonidae
Source: the annotation of a GenBank genome assembly